AUGCGCCUCCCCGCCUUGUCGUCGCUGCUGCCCGCCGCGCUGCUGCUCGCGUCUGCGGACGCGGCGUCCGUGACCGCGGGCGCGCCCGAGCACCUGGUUACCACGGGCGGCGAGUGCGUGCGCCUGUUCCACUCCGGGGGCAGCGUGGGCUGCCGCAGCCUCUCGGCCGCCGACAUGGCGCCGCUGUACCCAAUAUCGAGCGCGGACGAGCUGCAGAGCUUCGUGGCCGGCCAGGCGCAGCAGCAGGACGCGGCAUCCAAGUACGUGCUGGUCAUGGCCGAGUCGCUGCUGAGCUACGACGCCAUCUCCUCGGGCAUCGACCGCAUCGGGGGCCUCUUCGUGUACCCGGAGACUGGUAGCAACAACGGCUCCUUCGACGCCGCCACGCCGCAGGGAGACGGCACCGUGGACGGCGCUUUGAACCCAUUUGCCAGUGACAAGACCAAGUGGAACCCGACGGGCAACGGCCUGCUGACCGAGUCGCUGCCGUUCCCCGUCGUGAUGCUGCAGAACGCCUCGACGGGCGCCGAGUUCACCAAGCGAGCCGAGAUCAACCUCAAGAACGGGGCAGGGGCCACGUACAAGGGCUUCAUGAACUACUACUUCGGCCCCGAGGAGAUGAACUCGCUCAAGUGCCUCAACUUCACCAACAUCUACGGCAACCGCAGCCCCAAGUGCGACCCCAUCGGAGGUCAGAGCUCCUGGGCCAUGAGGGGAAACUUGAAAUCGGGCGAGAUCGUCAUGGCCAUGGCGGGCAUGGACGCCACGUCGGUGUCCCAUGUGCUGGCGCCCGGAGCUAACACGGGGGCGUCUGGAGUUGUGGCGUUGCUGGCAGCGGCUCAUGCUCUCAAGGGACUGCCGGACUCGGCGUUCGAUAAGAAAGUGGUGUUCGCAGCGUUCCAGGCCGAAAAGUUUGGCUUUGUGGGAUCUCGCAAGUUUCUCUCGGACCUGCAGAAAUUCACGAAGGACCCGGAAACAGCGUGCAAGUAUCCCGUGGACGAUUCAUCAUCACCCAUGGGCGAGAGCUUCUGCACCUCUCCGAUGCUGAGUAGCACGGAGUUUGCAAACGUGAAGCUGGCCAACAUCUCGUACGCGAUUGCUGUGGACCAGGUCGGCAUUCUCCCGAAGUCGGGCAACUUGACGCUGCAUGUCAACCCUCACGCGAACGACACGAGCGAUCUGGUUGAUGCCGUUUUGAGUGCGCCGUCGGCUGCUUCCGCUGUUGGAGAAGGCAGCACUGGAUCGCUCCCGCCUACGCCGCUGACCUCUUUUGUGAAUGGUGCUGAAUAUGGUCAACGGGACCUUGUGGGUGCGGUGCUUGCAGGUUACGACGAGAGCUACACGUCCAAGAGGACGUACAACAGCCGUCAUGAUGAAUUUACUGUCCUGGAUGUGGAUGCAGUUGUGCAGGCUGCUCAGAUUCUUGCGGAGAGUGUGUUCACGCUUGCUUCGAGCAACGCUACCACCGCACAGAUGAACAAGAUCGAGGUGGAUACGUGGCUGGUGGAGUCGAUGCUGUCGUGCAUCUCGAUGGACUGGAAUUGCGACCUCAUGAAGAACUACUCGCAGUACAUGGUAACGACGCUGAUCGAGUAUCUGAGUCUGACGGACUCGGCGUGGCCGUCGUACUCUGUGCCGGCUACCUUGUACCCCGGCCCGCUUGACGCCGACCGGUCUACGCUUGUGCUGAAGAAGAGUGAUGGCUCAUACUCGUCACUGUUCAACGAGUCCUGGUCGGAUGACGACUACGCCGUGCGCCUUUUCCCGAACGCCUACGAGUUCUUCACGCGCGCGUUCCUUGCGUCUGCCAUGGUGCCGAAUGCUACGGCUGAUGCUGCUGCCACGUGCUCACAGAGUCAAGGAUGCGGCGACGGUGGUAAGGGCAUGGAGUGCGUGUAUCCUGGUGUCUGUGCCGACAAGAGCGCGUACCAUCACGAAGCCAGCUCGCCGGGAGUCACGCGUACCACGACACCGCUGCUGUACGACGUGGUGAACUCGUCGAUGCCGAUCUGGGCCGAGCCGCAGUGGGCCUCGGACAUCGGCAGCUACUCGUUCCCGGACCCGGGCGCUUGGAUCGGCUGGAUCACACUCGCCGUCGGCUUGGUAGUGACAGGGCUCGGUGUUGCAGCGGCGUUCAUGGUGCUCGGUAGCGUGCAGAAGAUGAAGCUGAUGUAAGCAUACAGAAGCGGUUGGCCCUAGCGAUCAACGUUCAUAAUUCACCAAGAAAAUACACAAACAAGCAAACAAGUAGAUAGAUACAUGUAGAUUAUGCAUGAGCUUCGCGUGCUAGUGCUUUGUUUACCUUUUGCCGGAAACGAGCUACAGUUGACACUCAAGUGCACGAUAACUUAAACCUUCCUCGU
Messenger RNA from Phytophthora sojae, 2363 nucleotides. RefSeq lists its product as hypothetical. Lineage: Eukaryota; Oomycota; Peronosporomycetes; Peronosporales; Peronosporaceae. The transcript has a single exon. Gene Ontology annotation, cellular component: membrane. The record is from RefSeq and is a predicted model, not a curated record. Bases 1 to 2175 code for a protein of 724 amino acids. Gene Ontology annotation, biological process: protein processing.